Molecule: messenger RNA, 2961 nt
Organism: Poeciliopsis prolifica (blackstripe livebearer)
Lineage: Eukaryota; Metazoa; Chordata; Actinopteri; Cyprinodontiformes; Poeciliidae
Product: solute carrier organic anion transporter family member 1C1-like
Exons: 15
Coding region: 184-2250 (688 amino acids)
Biological process (GO): transmembrane transport; sodium-independent organic anion transport
Cellular component (GO): membrane
Molecular function (GO): protein binding
Source: RefSeq, a predicted model, not a curated record
CAACAAGACCAACAUGAGUGACCGAGUUACUCAUUACAUGUGAUUUUAUAAUUUGGAGAUAAGACUUGGGCUUCAAGCACUGAUUCCUGCCAGUCAGGACAAUCCUGGGAUCCCACCACUUCAGGAAUAUUGGGAUUGUUUUGUUCCUCCUUUUCUCUAUCCAGUUGAACAAGAUACAGCAUCAUGAGCGUGGAAUCCAAAAAAACACGUGAGGCCUGUUGUUCUAAGCUCAAGCUAUUCCUUGUCUCUUUGGCAUUUGUGUACUUUGCCAAAGCUUUUGGCGGGUCCUACAUGAAGAGCUCCGUCACCCAGAUUGAGAGACGCUUCGACAUCCCCAGCUCUCUGAUUGGGGUCAUAGAUGGCAGCUUUGAAAUGGGAAACUUGCUGGUCAUCGCCUUUGUGAGCUACUUCGGUGCAAAGCUCCAUCGUCCCAGGCUGAUUGGUAUCGGCUGCUUGGUCAUGGCCGCCGGAUCGUUCAUUGUUGCGUUGCCGCAUUUCCUGCAGGGCCCGUAUAAAUAUGAGACCAGUAUGUCACACAACACUCAGGUCAACAGCACUGAAAGCAUCCUGCCAUGUUUGUCCAACCACAGCCUGGAUGAGAAGGGUGAAAUCUCAGAUGAAAAAAGGGAAGCUUGUGAAAAGGGAGUUGGCUCUUCCAUGUGGAUCUACGUUUUCCUGGGAAACAUGCUGCGUGGAAUUGGAGAGACUCCCAUCAUGCCUUUGGGAAUAUCCUAUCUGGAUGACUUUUCCAAACACGAGAACACUCCUUUCUAUUUGGCCUGCAUUCAUACAACGGGUAUAUUAGGUCCUAUGUUUGGGUUCAUGCUGGGGUCCUUCCUUGCCAAGACCUACGUGGACAUUGGAUUUGUCGAUUUAGAUAGCAUCACCAUCACCUACAAGGACUCUCGCUGGGUGGGAGCCUGGUGGCUGGGAUUCAUCUUUACUGGUGCAGUGAUUCUGCUGGCGAGCAUCCCCUUCUUUUUCCUGCCCAAGUCUUUGCCGAAACAAGGGGAAGAGGCAGAAGAUGGCAACAAAAUUACAGAGCUAUCUUCUGGGCCAGAACAGGAGAGUUUUCUACCAGAUGAAACCGAAGAUGCUGUUGACAAAGAGAAGCCCAUCACAUUUAAGGAAAUGGCUAAAGAUUUUGUUCCUUCACUGAAGAGACUCUUUAGGAACAGCAUCUACACGAUGAUGAUUCUCACCCACCUGGUUGCAGUCAACGGUUUCAUUGGCAUGAUCACUUUUAAACCUAAAUUCAUGGAGCAGAUCUACGGUCAGGCAGCAUCUAAAGCCAUUUUUCUCAUAGGCAUCAUGAACCUGCCCGCAGUCGCUCUGGGCAUGAUCACCGGUGGUUUUGUGCUGAAACGUUUCAACCUGGGUGUUGUUGGAGCGGCCAGAGUGGCCAUCACUGCAUCUCUUGGAUCCUUUUCUUUGCUUGCCCUGCAGGGCUUCUUCCACUGUGACAAUGCAGAGGUGGCUGGUUUGACUGUUGCCUAUCAAGGUUAUCAACAAGUAUCCUACAAUUAUUCCACACUUUUGUCGCCGUGCAACAUGGGCUGUUCCUGCUCCAUGAAGCACUGGGAUCCAGUAUGCGCCUAUAACGGCAUGACGUACGCCUCUCCCUGCCUGGCUGGCUGCCAGACCUCCACUGGGACAGGAAAAGCAAUGGAGUUUCAUAACUGUACCUGUGUUGGGGACUUCAUGACUCCUGCUGCGAACAUGUCUGCUGUGCUGGGCCAGUGUCCGAGGAAGAGCGAUUGUGAUUAUAAAUUUAAAAUCUACAUGGCUUUGACGGUGGUGGGAGCAUUCAUUUCUGCUUGUGGGGCCACACCGGGAUAUAUUGUGUUACUCAGAUCCAUCCAGCCAGAUCUGAAGUCUUUGGCCUUGGGGAUGCAGACCCUGAUUGUGAGAACUCUGGGUGGGAUCCCUCCCCCGAUAUAUUUUGGAGCACUGAUCGAUCGAACUUGUUUGAAAUGGGGAACGAAGCAAUGUGGAGGACGCGGAGCAUGUAGACUUUAUCAUUCCAACGCGUUCAGAAUGACUUUCUUAGGCUUGGUAACUGGACUGUACUUCCUGACCAAUGUGUUGUGGGGAAUUCUCUAUGUUAAAAUCGUCAAGAGACAGAAGAAGCUAGCUCUGAGGAACCAGGCCAAAGACAAGGGAUUGGAGGGUAACACACAGAACAAUGGACCCGCAAACAUCAGCAUUUCUACGAACAAAGAAGAGGAAAACAAGGAGAGUUCGAUUUAACAUAUUACAAGAAGGCUGCAUCAAAUGUGGUAAGGUAGAUGGAUCCCAAACUGGAUCAAAUGUGGUAAGGUACAGUUUUUUUUAGAUAUAGAAGUCACAAUUAGAGCAACGAUCUUACAUUGAAAAAUAUGUGAGCUUUUCCAAACAGUCAAAGUAGCUUGAUUUGAAACUCAACUCACUUUUCAUUGAGUUCAGUUUUUUUUGUUUGUUUUUAAAUACUGGAGGCUAUCAGUCUUGCUUCUGGUGUUUAAACUCACUUUUACAAACUUAUACCACUGAUAAGCAGUUAAUCAUUGUUUUAUUUUAGAGUGAAAGAAAAUCCUGAAAUGUGUCCCAACAAUGCAUUGUGUGUCAACGUAAUUGUUAUGUAAUACAUUACGGUUUUGUUUUUGUUAAAUAAUUUUAUUUUAAUUUGCAACAAGCUGCAGUGACAAUGUCUUCUGAAAUAUUAGUGUCGUAAAGCAAGCCACUGCUUGAAUUGUGAAGCCAUUGGACUCAGAACUAAACUUGUUUUUGUAAUUUACUUUCUUAUUCUUUGCAGCUGUAACAUCCAGUCAUAAAGCACUGACUUAAUUAUCGCUGUUAAUAAUUUGGAUUUACAAAGAAAGUUAGAUGCUUUUUUAUUUUAAUAUGCCAUAUAUGUUGCUUAAGUUUCUGUUCUUCCACUCUCUUUGUACAGUUGAAUAUACAUUAAAGGCAAUAAGUUCAUUA